Messenger RNA from Raphanus sativus (radish), 1575 nucleotides. RefSeq lists its product as uncharacterized. Gene Ontology annotation, cellular component: membrane. The transcript has 5 exons. Gene Ontology annotation, molecular function: starch binding. NCBI's taxonomy places the organism in Eukaryota, Viridiplantae, Streptophyta, Magnoliopsida, Brassicales, Brassicaceae. The coding region runs from base 12 to 1346 and encodes 444 amino acids. The record is from RefSeq and is a predicted model, not a curated record.
CACGUGGGCUUAUGCCUUGCUUUAGUUCCACACUCCCACAACCAUUCAGACAAACAAAGAUCGAUCGCUUGUUGCUGAAGAAGAAGAAGAUGAUUGGAGGCACCCUAACCUCUUCUUCUUCGUCCUCAACCAAACUCAUCAUCGAUGAUUCCCCUACAUGGAUUCUCCGUCGUGGUGGAGCUGGCGCUGAGAUUUUCCCUUGUGUUGUUGUUCCCAGGAAAACGUUUUUGCGUCUAGAUUCUUCUGUUCACAGCAAGAUUCUUAAGCCGAUGAUUCCUCUUCGUGUAUCUUCGUCAGAGGAGGUAAAUACAGAAGAAGAUGCUGAAACUGAAGCUGUAGAGAAAUCCCCUGGAAGAACUGUGCGUGUAAGGUUCCAGCUGCGGAAAGAGUGUGUCUUUGGAGAACAUUUCUUCAUCCUUGGUGAACAUCCCGUCUUUGGCGGCGGUCUUUGGGAUCCUGAAAAUGCCUUGCCUCUGAACUGGUCUGAUGGCCAUGUUUGGACCUUAGAUCUGGAUCUUCCUGCUGGAAGAUUGGUUGAAUUCAAGUUCAUUCUCAAGGCAGAGACAGGGGAGAUCUUGUGGCAACCAGGUCCCAACCGUGCUAUUAAAACCUGGGAAACUAACAAGACUAUCAGGAUAUGUGAGGACUGGGAUAAUGCUGAUCUCCAAAUGAUGAGGGAGGAAGACUUUGUGCCACUCCUCAAUCAAGAGCAAAAGCAGUCUUCUUUUAUCUUGGAUGAUAUGCCCUUAGUUUCCGAAAAUAUCACACAUCCAGAGCAAAGCGUGACGCUUCUCACCAAUGCUUCAUCAAACGGUGCAGGAGAGGAGGUCCAAGUGCUUGGUACUGUACAUCAGAUCUCUUCAGUUGUAGCUGUAGAUGAUGAACCUGAGGAAACCUCAAGUGGAGCUCUGACUGCUUGUCAGGAUGAAAAUGUGACCACUGAAGAAGCAGCCAUGUUUACUGAGGAAGAAAGUCCAGUUUUGGUACCCGGGUUGUUUCCUCUGACCGACUUGGAUAACGAAGAAGUCAGUGGAACCAUCACUCAGGUGUCAGUGGAAGUUAUUAACGAAGGUAAAGCCGAAACGUUCCCAGAGGUAGAUAAGAAGCAAGAAAUCAAAGAAGAAAGGAACGAUAUAGGGAAAGUAAAAGCGGUUUCAUUAUUUGAGAAUUCAGAGCAAGAAGCAGUGAAAGGUGUAGAGAAGACGCAUUACAACAAUGCAGCAGAGGAAGAGAUACAGCCAGAGGCAGAGGCGUUGCUUGGAACGCCGCAUGUCCUUUUAGAGAAAGACAUCCAAUGGGGACGCAGAAAGAUUUACAAGCUUCUUAGCAACUUCGGGCUUUUUUAAACUCUGCUACAGUUACUACAUUUUAAUUGGCAAAAGAGCAUCAACAAGAUGAUUCUCUCGUAGUUUCAACUGUCUUAGAAAAGUAGGCUACCUUCUCCUCUGUUUCAACUUUGCAUUUGUUUCUAUGAGAACUGAGAAGCUUGUGUUUGUAUAUAUCUGUAUGAUCAAUUCAAACGGUUUUAGUAAAGUGAGAGAUAAUAAGAGAAUGGAGAAUGUUAUUUGUUAAGUA